ACCGUGACCCCGGUGGAGUCCGGGGGCGACCUCAAGGCCCCGGGGGAGUCCCUGCGGCUCCUCUGCCGCACCUCCGGCUUCACCUUCGGCGACUACGGAAUGGGCUGGAUGCGCCAGAGCCCCGGGAAGGGGCUGGAAUACGUCGCCAGUAUCAGCAGCACUGGUGGCACCACCAGAUACGCGCCGGCGGUGAAGGGCCGGUUCACCAUCGCCAGGGACGACGGGCAGGGCACGGUGACGCUGCAGAUGAACGACCUCAAGGAGGAGGAUUCCGCCACCUAUUUCUGUGCCAAAAGUGCUGAUAGCGGUGCUAGCUUGGCUGAUGAUAUCGACCCCCUUGUUGGGGUCCCCACCUGUCCCCAAAGCCCAGACCCUCCCCCCCAAACCUCCACCCUUCGCACCCAGCUCUCCGUCGUUGGUCCCGACCUUGGGUGGGUCUUGACCUUCGCCAGCUACGGAAUGGGCUGGAUGCGCCAGAGCCCCGGGAAGGGGUUGGAAUACGUCGCUGGGAUCACCAACACUGGUGAUGCCACCGACUACGCGCCAUCGGUGAAGGGUCGGUUCACCAUCGCCAGGGACAACGGGCAGGGCACGGUGACGCUGCAGAUGAACGACCUCAAGGAGGAGGAUUCCGCCACCUAUUUCU
Corapipo altera (White-ruffed manakin) is the source of this 646-nucleotide messenger RNA. Its product is annotated as immunoglobulin delta heavy chain-like. Gene Ontology annotation, biological process: B cell receptor signaling pathway; complement activation, classical pathway; defense response to bacterium. The annotation marks the transcript as partial. The record is from RefSeq and is a predicted model, not a curated record. The transcript has 2 exons. Gene Ontology annotation, cellular component: blood microparticle; external side of plasma membrane; immunoglobulin complex, circulating. NCBI's taxonomy places the organism in Eukaryota, Metazoa, Chordata, Aves, Passeriformes, Pipridae. Gene Ontology annotation, molecular function: antigen binding; immunoglobulin receptor binding.